AUGACGCUCCGUUCGAAUAGUACCAAACUGAAGCGAGGGCUCCUGCUUCCUCUCGCACCUUCGUCGUCAACUUCAUCAACUGAACCUUCAUUUGAUAAUAGUGAUAGCGAUUUUCAUAAGAAGCCAGAUAGAAGCGUAAGUUUCAUAGAUUCCCGCACUUUAGCCGGGACAGAUAACGAACUCCAUACGAAUCCCUUGGCGAGCACAACGACUAAGAAUAUUCAUGUUUCAAUGAACUUGCCCAGCUCGCUCAAAAGUCUAAGAUCUAUCGCGGUCAGAGAUUUCAACGAAGCCACGCUGACUGAUGAUGGUAUUAUGAUCACUUCUCAAGGAAUUUCCCUUGCAUCGCGAGCUUCUGACAAUGAAGCCUUUCUCGACAGCCGCAACAAUAGUACGAGCGACAGCAGUUUUUUCGAGACAGAGUCUUUAGUCAGUUGUGUUACAUGUCUGAGCGACAGCUAUUCUACCGAACAACGCAAUCACUUAAAUCUGAGCAGCCCCAGCAAAAGCGUCGGCGGUGGGUUAAACAAUUUAGGCGACCACGACGCAUCAUAUUCUUCAGUCACUGGCCAAAUGCUUGCCAAUACAGUCAUACCGUAUGGAAGAAUACUGCACGCCAAAUAUCUGGAGAAUCCCAAAGACUACUUAGAUAACACUGAUACGAGUAAGGCUUCAGAUGCCAGCUCUUCACCUUCGUCAUCGAAUCUUAACGAUAGUGAUAACCAAGUUAACACUGCCGCAGCAGGCCAUGACGAUCGUUUCUUAGCUGUCGGUGGAACAAAGAGCGGAAUAAAUACCAAGGGUAAGACGAAAAAAUGCUCGAAAAGAGGAAGUGGGGAGCCAAAGUUCGUGGAAAUAACUUUUGCCAAACCUAGGCGCCACGACAUCGUACCUAAGCGUUUGAUUUUGUCCAUCAGCUUCCCCAGUUCGUCUGCCAACAUGGAUAUUGUAGAGGAAAUUCUAAAAAGAAGCUACAAAAAUGCUCGCCGAGAAAGAUCGAUAUUGGUUAUAAUUAAUCCAUUUGGUGGUAAGCGGAAAGCUAAGAAACUGUUUAUGAGCAAGUGCAAGCCCAUUUUAUUGGCAAGCAAAUGCUCAAUCGAUACAGCGUACACUAAGUAUUUUGGGCACGCGGUAGAUAUAGCUCGUGAAGUGGACAUCGAUAAAUAUGAUACGAUUGCUUGUGCAUCUGGAGACGGCAUACCAUAUGAAGUCAUCAAUGGGUUGUUCCAACGACCGGAUCGGGCUGAAGCAUUCAAUAAACUUGCUGUGACACAACUACCGUGUGGUUCAGGGAACGCAAUGAGUGUCUCAUGUCACUGGACAAAUAAUCCGUCCUACGCCGCACUUUGCCUUGUGAAAUCAGUAGAGGCAAGAAUAGACCUAAUGUGCUGCUCGCAACAGUCAUAUUACAAGGAGUUUCCUCGUUUGUCCUUCCUGAGUCAAACUUAUGGAGUUAUUGCUGAGUCAGACAUAAACACUGAAUUUAUCAGAUGGAUGGGACCGGCCAGAUUUGAGCUCGGAGUUGCAUUCAACGUUCUGCAACGCAAGAAAUAUCCAUGUGAAAUUUAUGUCAAAUAUGCUGCUAAGUUGAAGAACGACUUGAAAGUGCAUUAUCUGGAGCAUAAGAAUCGAGCUUCAUUGAGAUUUGAAAGUGAGCUAGAAAGGAAUCAAGACCACGAGGGGCUGGAUGGUGAUUCGAAUAGUAGAGAUGCAGACAGAAUCACUGAGAAGGACUUCAAAGUAAAGUACCCGCUGGAUAAUGCAGUGCCCGCAGAUUGGGAACGAAUCGACCCAGAUCUGACUGACAAUUUGGGCAUUUUCUACACGGGAAAAAUGCCCUAUAUUGCAGCUGACACUAAGUUCUUCCCAGCUGCACUGCCUGCAGACGGUAGCAUGGAUCUUGUGAUUACCGACGCCAGAACGCCAGUUACAAGAAUGGCUCCUAUCCUUUUGGGGCUGGACAAGGGCUCACACGUUUUGCAACCUGAAGUCAUACAUUCCAAGAUCUUGGCUUACAGAUUGGUGCCGAAGAUCACAAACAGUCUCUUUUCGGUCGAUGGUGAGAAGUUCCCGCUGGAGCCGCUGCAGGUCGAAGUUAUGCCCCGCUUGUGCAAAACGCUUCUAAGAAACGGCAGUUACGUGGACACUGACUUCGACUCGAUGUAG
Messenger RNA from Torulaspora globosa, 2166 nucleotides. Its product is annotated as sphinganine kinase LCB5. The transcript has a single exon. The record is from RefSeq and is a predicted model, not a curated record. Gene Ontology annotation, cellular component: intracellular membrane-bounded organelle; cytoplasm; membrane. Gene Ontology annotation, biological process: sphingosine biosynthetic process. Bases 1 to 2166 code for a protein of 721 amino acids. Lineage: Eukaryota; Fungi; Ascomycota; Saccharomycetes; Saccharomycetales; Saccharomycetaceae.